CGAUAUUUUUAAGGGAGGAAACAGACCGAGCUUAUGAACCAUAUUCCCACUUUGAUUCAAUAUCUAAAGAAAAUGCGAUGUCCAUGGCGGAUUAAAAGAGUUUGAACAAUAUACAAUCGGAUGAAACACUACGACAUGACUCUGCCGGAUGCCGUUUUGGCGUUUAAACUACUUGACACAGCCUGUCUUGAUGAGAACAGCAGGCAACUCGCUCUCACAGCGUGUGCAGAUUUAACAUUUGCAUCCAUGAAGUCCGCAUUAAAACGGAUUUUUGGAGGGAAAAGUACAGAAGCAAGUAAAAGCAGUGAUACACAAGAUGGAGUGUUUUUCACUAAUCAAAGAGCAGCAGGCAGAUUUAAGGGGAGCAGCAUUUCAUCACAGACCAGACAGCGGCAGCCGCAGCAAGGUACAAAUCCAGUUGAUAAACAUGGAAGAAGAACUAGAUGUGCCAUCUGCCAGAGCACCUACCAUUGGGCUAAAGAUUGUCCUCAUCGGAGAAAUGAUGUGAAAUUGACAGAAGAUGAAGAUGUGGAAGAAUGCAACAUUACAUUAUUCACUGAAGCAGCUAUGACGGAAUCAGAGAUUUUUCUAACUGAAUCACAAGGAUCAGCGAUCAUUGACACUGCAUGCACACGUACUGUUUGUGGUGAAAAAUGGUUGGAAAGUUACAUUAAAGACCUGAACCGGAGCCAAAUACACAAAAUGAUGCAAACAGAAUCUCAAAGUUGCAGACCCUUUAGGUUUGGAGAUGGCCAAGUUGUGUAUUCAAACAGAAAGGUAAAGCUCCCCGCAAAAAUUGGGCAAACAAAAUGCCACAUUGAAAGUGAAGUUGUGCCAGCUGAUAUUCCGUUGCUGCUGAGUAAAAUGUCUCUAAAGAGAGCAGGAACUGUUUUGGACAUGGAGAAUGACAGAGUUGUCAUGUUUAAGGAACAAAUACCCCUUGAGCUCACCAGUUCGGGACAUUAUUGUGUGGACAUCAGAGAUGAAACUGCAGAAGUGACCUAUAGUGAAGCUGAAAGUGAAGUUCUUGUUGUUACAGCAGAGAUGUCUCCAAAAGAGAAACAAAAAAUACUUCUGAAGCUUCACAAACAGUUUGGCCAUGCUUCUGCAGACAGGCUGCAGAGACUCAUUCAAAGCUCUGGAAAUAAUGACAAAGAUUGCCUGUCCAUUUUGCAGCAGAUCAUUCACGAGUGUGAGAUUUGUCAGAAACAUCAAAGGAGUAAACCCAAACCUGCUGUUGGUUUACCCAUGGCAUCAGAAUACAACGAGACCGUAGCAAUGGAUCUGCAUGAGCUGGAGCCAGGCGUUUGGUAUCUCCACAUCAUUGAUCACUUCACACGCUUCAGUGCAGGAAACAUCGUGAGAUCCAAGAAACCUUCAGAGAUCAUCAAUUCCUUCAUUCACUCAUGGAUAAGUGUUCAUGGUGCCCCGAAGCGGAUUUACACAGACAAUGGUGGAGAGUUCAACAAUGAGGAAGUCAGAAACAUGGCAGAAAGCUUCAACAUUGAAACAAAGACUACAGCGGGAUACAGUCCCUGGAGCAACGGGUUACUGGAGAGACACAACAUGACAUUAACUGAGAUUCUUCUGAAAGUAAGAAAAGAAAAUGGAUGUAGUUGGCAAACUGCUCUUGACUGGGCUCUUAUGGCAAAAAAUAGUAUGAUCAAUGUGCAUGGUUAUAGCCCACAUCAACUUGUGUUUGGUCAAAAUCCCAAUCUCCCUUCUGUUUUGGUUGAUAAACCACCUGCUCUCCAGGAUGUUUCCACGAAUACAAGAGUAGGGCAACACUUAGCAGUAUUACAUGCUUCCAGGAAAGCUUUCACUGAGGUAGAAUGCUCAGAAAGAAUAAGAAGGGCACUACGCAAACAGAUCAGACCCACUGAUGAGAAGUACGAGACAGGAGACAGAGUGUAUUAUAAACGAACAGACAGUAUUGAAUGGAAAGGUCCUGCUGUAGUCAUUGGUCAGGAUGGGGCUGUCGUGUUUAUAAGACAUGGUGGAAUUCUUGUCAGAGCUCAUCAGUCCAGGCUGAGAAAAGUUAAUGCACAGGAUGAAAAUCAACCGGAACAGCUCAGUGUUCCCGUUAAUGGGAAAGAAAAUGAAAGCACAGAAAAAGAUGUGACAGAAAACUCAGAAGAUGAAUCAGAUGUACAUGAAAACAUAGAAACAGACGAGACAGAAAACUUCAUGGAAAAUAAUGAUAAUACAGGCUCAGAGAAGGAUGCAACAACUGCUGCAUCUCCAACUGAAGUGAAACUGAAGACAGGUCAGAUCAUCACAUUCACAAACAGAGGUGAUGGCGUUCAGCACACAGCCAGGGUUUUAGGCAGAGCAGGGAAAGCCAAGGGACAGUACAAAAACUGGUACAAUGUGCAACAUCUUGAACCUGAUGGCAGUGAGGGACACACACAGGCGUUAGAUAUGUCUCAGUUUGACAAUCUUCACACUGAACAUGAAAACACAGAUUCUGAUGUACUGAUCACCAAAGAUGUUUCUUUUGAUGCUGCUAAAAAGCAAGAGUUUGAAAACUGGCGAAACAAUGGUGUUUAUGAAGAGGUUCCAGAUGAUGGUCAAAAAUGCAUCUCCACUAGAUGGGUGUGUACACUGAAAGAAACUACAAAUGGUAUUGUUCCCAAAGCUCGCCUUGUGGCCAGAGGUUUUGAAGAAUCAAACAUUCAUGAGUUACAAAAGGUGCUUCACCACUGUCUCUUCUGAAAGCACUAGAUGAGGGCCGAUGGGUACGUUAAGGGUUAUUUGCACCAUGUACUUUAUGUAUGCAACUGUUUAUUGUUUAAUGUUCAAAUGAGGACAAUAUAUAUAUAUGUAAGAUGGAGAUUGUUAACUUCCUGUGUUAGAGUGGAGGAUGCUGAAGACAGGCUUAGAUGGAGGAAACUGAUUCGCUGUGGCGACCCCUGAAGGGAAAAGCCGAAAGGAAAAGAAGAAGAAGAGGGAGAUUGUUAACUUCCUGUUGUAACUUUUCGCGAGACUCUGUUCUAUCGCGAGAUCUCGGCACUUUCGUUUUUUUGGGCGCGCUCUGCCCUGUGAUGGCAUGUGAUGAGCGGG
Oryzias melastigma (Indian medaka) is the source of this 3063-nucleotide messenger RNA. RefSeq lists its product as uncharacterized. Gene Ontology annotation, biological process: DNA integration. Gene Ontology annotation, molecular function: nucleic acid binding; zinc ion binding. The transcript has 2 exons. NCBI's taxonomy places the organism in Eukaryota, Metazoa, Chordata, Actinopteri, Beloniformes, Adrianichthyidae. Bases 121 to 2715 code for a protein of 864 amino acids. The record is from RefSeq and is a predicted model, not a curated record.